CUACCUGCUUUCUGCUCACUAUUUGAACGAGGUUGGAGAAGGAUGUACCCUGGGGACGAGGUUGAGUUGAGCGCCCAGCCUGUACACUCUAUUAUGUGUGCAUGUGGUAACUGCAACGAGUACAGUUAAGAUUUCGCAGUGAUUCCGGUCAAAUUCUAUGUAUGCUGAUCACUUGAUAGAAGUUGAUGGCGACUGUACGUUACUUGGACCGGAAAUUGCUCCGGAACAUCAUUCGUCACACGGAGACGCACAAUCGGCUGCAGGAGGAAGACGAGAUGUGGCGUGGCAAAGCUCAGGAGGCAUUCGGCUGGAGGGACCGUCCAUUCUCUUCACGACGCAGGAGAGGGCGCAAGCUCAAUCGCGAAAGGUUUGAUGGACAGAUGGAUCGACUCCAGCGAAUGAACCCAGAUACAAGAAGCCCUCAAGAUCGCUGGAAUUGGAACGGUGAGCGCAACAGGGACAUCUACCGGACGGAGCUCGGAAACCAUGAAAGGUGGGGUCACACUGGCUUUAUGGAGCUGUACCCAGAGGAGUUCAUCAAUAAAGACUCCAUGGAUGAAAUGAGCAACGAAGAAGAUAAAGAGGACAAAAGGAGGAAGAAGAUGAAAAGGAAACACAAGAGGAAACGUGAAUCCCAGUGGGAAUUGUCCUCCAACAAGCGGCACAAAGGCACAGAAAGCUGGAGCUCAUCUUCCGAGUCAGAUAUUUCCUCCGCAUCGUCCGACGAGCAACAAGUAAAAACCUCCGCAGCCAGAAAAAGGACUCACCGCUCCCAACACAGAGAACAGUCCGAGCACCGCCGUAAACACAGAAGGGUGCCCUCUAUUGACGGGUCUGCCAGCAGGAUCAACCAGCACCCCAAAGUGAAAGAUGACACAAGUUACCACAAGAGGGCGCCCUUCAGAAGCCCUGAAAAGUCCAACCAACGGUUGAGGCAUAGCGACAAGAUGGAAGGGGGUAAAAAAAGAGCCAGCGUGGACAGGAAAAGAGAAAGGCGACACAAGGACGAGAAGGUGAAUGGCCACAGAAGCAAAGACAGAAUACAUACAAGUCCAGAUUCUCAAAAGACACGUGGUGUCGACAACGGGCAGCACCGGAAAAGAACAGUUGAUGGCGAGAUGGAGCAUAAACAGGACCAAGACGAAACGAGAGAAAAAAGGCGUCGCAAGGAACUCACGAAGGCUUCAAGCAGCAGUCGGGCCGAGAGAAGAGAUAGGUCAGAGGAGCAAGAUCAUAGUAGCAGUCACCGUCACAAGUCUUCUAGAAAAGCCAAGAAGCGACAUCAAGGGGAAAAAGACACCAAACACGCCAGACGAAAAUGAUUGCUCUUAGAGUAACUGAUAGUUGUUGGGUGGACUUUCCCCCAAAGACUCUUUUUUUUUUUGGAAGCUGAAGCGUGCAGUGAGCAUCUUCCUUCCUGACAUGCCUGAGAACAUUUGUGCGAGCCUCCCAAAAAGUAUUGCAACUUCAUGUUUGACUGUGUAGUAGAACCAGAGUUGCUGUACCAGGACAUAUCGUCACUUUUUCAUUGAGGGAUGGACAUGUCCAAUGAGUGAAAUUAUUUCGGUUUUGAGAUUUUUACUUUUUUUUGCUUUAAAACAUCGCUCUCAACCAUUUUGACUUGCUUCUUCAUGCAAAACCUGAGUAACGUCUUAGUAACAUUAAUUUU
Molecule: messenger RNA, 1669 nt
Organism: Patiria miniata (bat star)
Lineage: Eukaryota; Metazoa; Echinodermata; Asteroidea; Valvatida; Asterinidae
Exons: 5
Coding region: 186-1322 (378 amino acids)
Source: RefSeq, a predicted model, not a curated record